Molecule: messenger RNA, 1325 nt
Organism: Nematostella vectensis (starlet sea anemone)
Lineage: Eukaryota; Metazoa; Cnidaria; Anthozoa; Actiniaria; Edwardsiidae
Product: probable G-protein coupled receptor 21
Exons: 3
Coding region: 309-1325 (338 amino acids)
Biological process (GO): G protein-coupled receptor signaling pathway
Cellular component (GO): membrane
Molecular function (GO): G protein-coupled receptor activity
Source: RefSeq, a predicted model, not a curated record
ACAUGAGUGACUUGGUCAUUGGCAUAUUCGGCAUAUGUUCGGCGUGUUGAUAGUGCGAAGCCGUACCUGACACACGCCAUUGAAAACUAACCAGCAUGACCAUCGAUAUUAUUGACAGAUGCCCCUUGAUAUUCGGUUUUCUACCACAUACAUCGGCUUUCUUCUGUUGUUAUUGUUGACAUGGAUGGAUAGUCUACCAGGUUUCGAAUGCUGAACGACUUUGCGAGUGAGAAGGAGCGAAAAAAAAAAUUAAAAAUCGUACUUCUCUCAUCGAAAGUGGUGUUAAGCCGAGUGAAAACAGUUGAGAGAUGUCAAGUACGCCGACAGUGGAUCCCGCAAUUGUCCCGACAACAAGUCACGUGACACGCGACCAGGCAUUCUACCUGACAAAGGUGAUCAGCUACAUCGCGGUGUCUGUGCUGAUCAUAGCGGGUAACCUGCUGUGUCUGGUGGUAUUCCUGCGCACUCCUCAGAUGAGGAGGAAGAGGGCCUACUACCUGCUGGUCAGUCUCAGCAUCGCGGACGCACUGGUCGGCAUUAGCCUCGUUGAGAAGAUCAUCGUCAUGACGUACUACGGAGUCGCCGAAGAGAAUAACAAUACAGCGAGCGUAAUUAAUUUCCUCGCCAGCCCCGCCUCUAUUUACACGCUCGCGACGAUUUCCAUAGAGCGCUUUAUCGUCACGGUCUUCCCUCUUUACUACCGCUCAUCUGGGAAAUCACUAUACGUCGCAAUGAUAGGUAUCCCAUGGGCAUGCGCGGUAGUAGUUGUCACGCUGUACAUUUUGGCGGUCAAUGCGCGGGCGCUACCACCAGUUGUUGUAACGUACACAAGAAUCACGAUCCCAGUCUCGCUCCUCAUCAUCUUCAUCUGCUGCACCGCGCUCACUGUGAAACUUAAGUAUGGCAGUCGCGUGUUGUCGGUCAGCAGCCGGCAAAUAUUGCGUGACAGGAAGCUGGCUAUCACGCUUCUGAUUGUCACGCUUUUGUCCUUGAUCACGUGGGUGCCGUUUGGUGUUUACGUGACAGUAUUGUAUUACUGUAUGGACUGUAAGAAAGAGACAUACGCGAGGGAUUUAUACCUUGCGCUUAAUUGGCUGCGGUUUCUCAACUCGGGAAUCAAUGUCGUCAUAUAUAUGUUCAGAAUGCCGGAGUUUAAGCGGGGCGUCGCAAGAAUCACACCUAGUCUCUAUCGCCAACAAAAUCUUCCGGCAGAGACUGGGACAAGGUCCUGCACGGAAGGCAGCGAGUUACAAAUAGAGGCGAGCGCAAGAAAGACAUUUGCCUCCAACAGCAGCUCACGCAACGUGGCCGGUAGUUGCGAUUAA